CAACUUCCCCACUUGCGUGUUUUGUUGUUGUAUUUUGAGUUUGUGUUAUAAAUCAAAACAAAAAUCUAUAAAAAUAAUUUAAUUGGAAAAAAUGAGUUCGAUGGAAGAUGAAAACGAUAAUUCCUCCGAUUCUUCCAACGACGAUGAAGAAAUUGAAAAGGAACUUAUCAACAAAGCUAGUAAACUGGAAGCACAAUUAACAACAAAUAAAUAUUUGUAUGAUGUCCACGUCGAAAUAAUUAAUAUAUACAGAAAAUUGGCAGACUUAAAUUCGAUGAGAGAAGCUUAUCAACGAUUUCACGAAUGUUUUCCAUUGACCCCAAAAUUGUGGUUAGAAUGGAUUAGAGAUGAAAUUAAAAUAGCAAAUACAAAAGAUGAACAGCAGAGGAUCCUGGAGCUCUUUGAAAAAGCAGUAGACGAUUAUCUCUCUGUAGAUGUUUGGUUAGAAUAUGUUCAGUAUUCAAUUGGGGUGACUAAUUUAGAAACGACACGUGUCAUCUUAGAAAAAGGUUUAACAUCUGCUGGUCUGCAUGUCAGCAAAGGAUCCCUCCUUUGGGACAACCUUCGAGAAAUCGAAAAUGCUCAUAUUUCCUUUCAUGAAAAAGAUUCUAAUGAUUGGAUUAAUCAAGUCAAAAGAGUGGCAGAAGUUUUUAAAAGACAACUGUCUGUACCACUGUUAAAUAUGGAAAAUACUUAUGAAGAAUGGACAGAAUGGUUUAAGACAUUACCAGAUGGUUUAAUAGAUUCAAAAUAUGUUGAUUGGGGAUACAAAAAAGCCUUGCAGGUGUUGGAAAGCUAUAAACCAUUCGAGGAUCAACUUUUAUCUGCAGAAGAAACAGAAUUAUUCACCAUAUAUAAGGAGUACAUAAAAAUAGUCAAAGAUCCAUUAACUGUUCUUUGUCUAUAUGAACGAGCUGUGGUUGAUUUGUGUUUAUCUCCUAACUUAUGGGAAGAUUAUAUUAACUUUUCAUUUAAAAUGGAGGAAGCAGUGUUAAAGGUUACAAAGAAAGCUUUAAGAAACUGUCCUUGGAGUGAAGAAUUGUGGAUUGCUAGGUUAAGGGCUUUGGAAAAUUAUAAAAAAGAAGAGAAUGACAUUGUUAAUUGUUUUGAAGAAGGUUUAACCAGCCUUAACUUACCACCUUUGAAUUUUUGGUUCUGCUUUUUGGAAUAUUAUCAUAGAAACUCUAAAGACAAAUCAAAAAUAGACAAACUAUUUCACAAAGCUUUGCAACAAAUUGAACCAGAUCACGAUCAAACUUUUAAAUUAAGACGCUGGUACGCUCGCUUAAUAGCUAAAAACGGAGAUAUUUCACAAUCCAGAAAAAUUUGGAAAUAUAUUAUUUCUAAUCCAAUUAUUAAAGGUUCCGCCAAUGCUUGGUUAGAAUACGCGAAUUUAGAAAGACAAUAUGGGGAAAUAAAUCAAGUUAGAAACAUUUACAAACAAGCUUUAACUUCUUGCAAAGAUUGGGCGCGAUACAUCGCUGAGGAAUGGAUGAUGUUUGAAAGAGAAGUUGGUUCGUUAGAAAACGUUAUGAAAUGCGAAAGUAGGUGUAAAGAAAUAAUUAAAAGUAUCCCGCAAGGAACUAAUUUCAACAAUGAAUCGUUCAGCGAUAAAAGAGAAAAACCAAUACGGAAUCAAAAACGGAAACAAGACGAUAACGAGGAUUUUAAUUUUAAAAAAUUGAAAGUAUCGCGAGAUAAUGAAAGAAAAAUAGAUACUACUCCUAAAAUCAUUGAAAAAGAUCCCAAAACUACAGUGUUUGUCAGUAAUUUACAUCCUAAAGUUACAGAAAAAGAUUUAAAAGAACUUUUCAGUAACGCCACUAAUAUCAGCAUAGUUUUCGAUAGAAAAGGGAAAUCGCGUUGUUUUGGAUACAUCCAGUUUUCCAAAGAAGAAGAAGCUAUGACAGCACUAUCCAGAGACAGAACCCCCAUCGAUGGUCGACCAGUUUUUAUUUCAGAACUCAAAUCCGAAAAAGGAGAUAAAAAAAAAGAAUUCAAAUAUUCCACGACGAUUGAAGAAAACAAACUCUUCGUAAAAUUCCUCCCUUUAACCAAAACAAAGGAAGAAAUCGAGAAAAUCUUCAAACCCUACAACCCGCUAGACAUAAGAAUGGUGUUUAAAAAAAACGGCCAAUCCAAGGGCAUCGCUUUCGUCGAAUUCAACACCAAAGAGGAGGCCCGAAAGGCUUUGGAAUUGGAUUCUACGAAGAUCGACGAUUGCGAGCUGUCGGUAUCGAUAAGCGCACCGCCACAAAAGAGAAUCGGCGAUAACGAAGAGCAACAAAAUGAGCCGAUUCGGCAUGCUAGAAGCAGAUUGCAAGUGCCUUUGAUGGUUCCGAGGACGUUACAAGUCAAAAGUAUUCCUGAUAAACAGAAGAAUGAUGGAAAUUCCGCGGGUCUCAAAAGUAAUGCGGAUUUUAGGAAUAUGUUUCUCAAGAAAUAAAAGUAUUUUUUCUAUUUACAGAGUUAAUUUUAUUGUUAAGUAGUUCAGAUAAAUAAAUAUCCGAU
Molecule: messenger RNA, 2511 nt
Organism: Psylliodes chrysocephalus
Lineage: Eukaryota; Metazoa; Arthropoda; Insecta; Coleoptera; Chrysomelidae
Source: the annotation of a GenBank genome assembly